Molecule: messenger RNA, 1325 nt
Organism: Anopheles coluzzii
Lineage: Eukaryota; Metazoa; Arthropoda; Insecta; Diptera; Culicidae
Product: venom serine protease inhibitor
Exons: 2
Coding region: 175-471 (98 amino acids)
Source: RefSeq, a predicted model, not a curated record
UAUGAAAUUAAACCCAUAUUUCUAUUUGCUACAUUUGUCAACAACAAAACAUUGACGUCAAUUCGCGCUCAGAUUGUUUGUUCAAUUGUGCGUCGAAAUUGUGCGUACUCGCGGUUUAUAUUCGCACUCAUCAUCGCCUUUUCAACAUAUUCUACUUCCAGCCAGUGCACAGAGAUGAAGCAUCUCGCAAUCUUCCUGCUGGUCGCUGCAGCCGCGCUGAUCGAAGUACAGGGACAGAGUGAACCAUGCUUGCUGUGGAUGAAACCGCAGCCAACGUGUCCCACUAACGAACGAUACACGUGCUGCAAGCCAUGUCGCGAGUCCACAUGCCUGUCCACCGGAUUGCUUCCCAAAUGUGCUGGGCCCUGCAAAGGAGGAUGUAUUUGUAAAAAUGGCUACAUACGCGUCAUAAACAAUGGUAGAUGUGUUCUACCGUCGAAAUGCUCCAAUAGUUUCCCAUUUAAAUUUUGAUUUCUAGGUUGAUCAAGGCGAUGCUUUUUGGUUGGAGCAGAAUAAAGAAAUUAUUCAAUUUUCAAAAUGCAAACCGAAAGCAUUCCUUCCCUUUUCAUUUGUGUGGGUACGAUGAAUUCAAGCACCCUGCACUAUAGCAUUCCAGCAGUGGAACGUUUCAUUUCUCGUCUGAUCGAUCAGAAAACGCCUCCCGCACUCAAUCAGUCGGUCGGUUCCGCCCGGGGAGGUACAAUUAUUUUUCACCUUAACAUCUAAAUCCCCACCAUUGCCAUUGGAGGCAUGCCUUGUCAUUGGUAAGGUGCUCAUCACGCAUUGAUGACCCAUGCUGAAGGGAACGGAAAAAGAGGGACAGAAAGGUGGACAAAGACAAUGGAGGAGUGCAGCUUUACGUCUAUUGUACAGUCCCGUAUCGAUAAACGAGAGACCGACCGACCGAGGUGGAAGUCCGGACGGCAGCUUUAUGGACAACUUGACACUGGCUCAAAACCCCUAGUGAUUGAUGGAAUGCGAGUAUUUUGCGGUAUGUUUGGGUUUUUUGUCUCUUCCAACGGAGACGAUUAUUUAUUGGUUUUUGAGAUGUUUUAAAGACGUCGCUGGCAGGUCUAUUAAUUUGGAGGAAAAAAACCUAAAAUGCAAGAAUUUACCAGUAAAAAAUAAAGUUAUAGCUAAACAAUUUGUUUGGUAUUUUUGAUUUUCCCUUUAUCCCACAAAAGUAUCAAGUCACAACCCAUCAACGCACGAAACAGUUCUCCUUAUUUGCGAUCCUUGAGUUACCCCGCAAGCGGCCGCUGCGUCCGACGCACCACAGAGUGUGGUAGAACUUUCUCAUCUAAUUACCUACAAUUAACAUUAUU